Daldinia childiae is the source of this 4626-nucleotide messenger RNA. Its product is annotated as Anucleate primary sterigmata protein B. The record is from RefSeq and is a predicted model, not a curated record. The transcript has 2 exons. NCBI's taxonomy places the organism in Eukaryota, Fungi, Ascomycota, Sordariomycetes, Xylariales, Hypoxylaceae. Gene Ontology annotation, cellular component: microtubule organizing center. Bases 1 to 4626 code for a protein of 1541 amino acids.
AUGGCUGAAGACUAUAGUCGCAUUGACCCGACCUCUGUCGACGCGACCAACGACGUGACCGGAGCACUUCCCGAGCUUAACCCUCAGGAUCCCGCUACCGCUUCCGUAGACAUUUCUACAGACACUCCCUUGUCUAAGAAGGAAAAUCUCCCGCCCGUACUCCUUCGCACGCCACCAGAUGAUAGUAGCUUUGUCGAUACCACACGGCUUGACCACGAUGAUAAGCACCUCGAUUCGGUCACCGAGGAGCAGCAAGUCAGAGCUCAUCUAGAAGAUGUCGAAUCUAGUUUUUUACCUCCUUUUUCGCCCAGUCGACUUGGUAGUCCUGAGAAAGGUAUCGACGACACAUACCUAUUCGAUGCUACGAAGAAGAAUCCUCCGGCAUCCGCGCCUUUCUUAUCGCCUUCUUUUACUCCUGCCCCCGCAUCCAAUACAAUACCCCAACCAUCUCAACCGUCCGAUUUGCACGACCAGCCCGAUUCGCAUCCUGAUAUACUCACCGACUCGACCCCCGCUAAGACCGACCAUGACAUAACAAGCCAGACACCAGAUCACAGCCCCCUUCCCUUACGCGACCACGAUGAUUCUAACGCCGUCGAAAUUGGCAAUACUACCUCUGCGCUGGAGAACCUAUCCUCACCGACGACUGCUGCCACGGCUCGUAGCGUAUCAAGAGCUAUAUCCGUAGCUAGCAGACGUACCAAUGAGGAGAUGCCGAGCGGAAAUGAUGAUCGCGAUACUCUAUCACACAGUAAUUUGGUACUUGGCGUGCCGAGAGAGAGUUCGCUCUCCAGAUCUUCGAGUCUCCACCAGCAAACCUCUAAUCAGGACUUGAGUAAACUACCGGGCGACAAUGGCAGCACACCGUCGAUUUCUCUUCCGGUUGGCACGCGUCCCAGGUUCCUUCGCAGUAGGAACGGUAGUCAGCGUUCUUCAACUUCGUCCUUCCUCAGUAAUGAAGAUAUCGAAAGCGAUGCUACGGUCGGAUUAGGUGCUGACUAUGCCCUCCAGUCAGGAGGUGCUUUGCCUGCCUUUGGCUUAACGCGGAGCGCUAGCAAUACUUUAUCUCGCUCCGUAAGUAUCGGUAGUAUGGCGUCCGGGUUUGACGAGUCGCCGGACCCCACUCGACCGGAUGCUCUAGAGCCUCUGGAAGAAGUUGAGAGUCCUAUGCCUGACCGUCGUAUCGACCUGCUUGCAACUCCGAAGCCGAGGAAGGGUCCUCUAAUGGCACCUACUGAUACGGUCAUUGCUAGACACGUCCGCAACGUGGAGGUACCCGAAUCUCUGGCCAAGGAGUAUAAGACGAAAGGUGGCCUGGCAACACCGAUACAACAACCCUAUAGGAAGGUUUCGAGUCUGUCUAGCUAUACGCCCGCAAAUAUUAGCACCACCACCACCACUACCACCAAUACUCGUGGCGGCAAAAAUCUUACUCUUAAAGAACAGUCUAGCACGAUUGAGCGCCUGUCUAAGGAAAACUUUGAUCUUAAACUCAAGGUCAUGUUCCUUUCUGAUCGUCUUGACAAACUCUCCGAAGAAGGUAUUAAGGAAAUGAUCUCAGAGAAUGUUGAGCUUAAGACGUCAUUAGCUGUUAUUCAGCGAGACAAUAAGAUCCUUAGGCGGCGUGUAAAAGAGUUAGAAAAGCGUCUUCGCGACGAAGAGGAUCGACCAAGCACUGCGAGGAGCGGAUAUUCCUCGGACGGGCCAACGACACCGGCUUUCGAUCCUGAUGCACAAGAACGGGAAGAGGAGCUAUUAUAUCUGAGGGAGCGCGUCGAGGAAUAUGUAACCGAGAUAGAGAGGCUCAGAAACGAGAACAUGGCUAGCCAGGCCGAAAAAAGGAAACUAGCCGAAACGGUUAAGUCUAUGGGAGACCGCGCCGGUGAGCGCGUCGGCGAAAGUCUAGGCCGCCAGGAGGAAGCUGACGUAUACAAAGAUCUCCUCGAGCAAGAAACGGCUCGUCGCGAGCAGGCGGAUGAUGAUAACCGGAGACUGCGAGAUGAGUUGUUCCGGAUAAAACAGGAGAUUAAUGGAACGGCUGCCCCAGGCGGUAUGCACCACACAACAAAUAUAUAUAAUAUCACGCGGAAGGCCAAGCCAACAUCACCGUCAAGAUCGCGUCCCGUCUCUGGCCUGUCCGGGGAGAUAGAUCCUACCACCGCGUCUAGCCAGUCCGCAACCCUGGUCGAUGAACUCCGCAGAGAAAGUGAACAGCUACGUCACGAGAACGCUGAGCUGCGGAGAGAAGUCGGCGCGCAGACUUCCAUGUUGACAUCCCGUAACCGUGAGAAGGAGAGGCUUUACCAGGAGAUUGAAGACCUCAAACUAGCUCAACGUCGCGGAGGUCCAGCGACUUCAACUAUCGAUAGCCUUCUUGACCGAUCGGCGUCGCGUGUGGGUGGGCAUGAACGCUCGGCUUCCCGGGGGAGUGGCCGUACGAGGCUCACUAUGACGGUAGAAGAGGACCCCGACCGCGAAGAAUUAGAAAAUAAGCUUGCCGAACACCGCGACAGGAUUAACGAGCUCAAGUUUGAAAAGCAAGAGCUCCAACGCGAAUUACAGACGUGUAUGCAGGAGUUGGAUAAUGUCAGCGAGUCUAAGAGACAGCUUGAAGAUCACAACGGGGCUCUGGAAGAGGAGCUCCAAAAUACGACGAAUGAUCUGUUACAGAUACAAGGGGAGCGGGAUGAGGUUUUACAGGAACAUUCUGAUCUCCAGGCCGAAUUCGACAACCUACGGAAAGAGGCCCAAGAGGAAAUUGAUUCCUUGGAGGCCGAGAGUGACCAGAAGACCGAAGAAAUCCAACGGUUGCAGAUUGAGCUGCAAGACCGAUCAGAGAAUUUCGACGCCCUUCAGGAGGAGAUGCGCCAGAUGAGCGAGGCGUUGAUAAGACUAGAGGAUGAACAGGAGAAGAAACUAAGAAGAAUAGAACAGCUGGAGCAGGAACUUGCCGAGUCUAACAAGGAAUCCGAAGAUCUCGAGGUUAAACUUCUCGAGUCGAACGAUAAGGCGCAGCGUCUCGGGGUUCAGCAGGAAUCUAGCCAGGGCGAGAUCGCAUUUUUACGCGAGGAGCAAGAAGCGGAUAAGAUUCGAAUAGGCGAUCUCGAAGCAGCGCUCGCUAAUGCCGAGCAGGGUCUUAGAGAGGAGCGCGAUCGGACUAAGGAGUUGGAGCAGCGGCUGGCCAACGAGCGGCAGCAGCGCGAGAUCGUAGCGGGACGCGAGAAAGAAGAGGUUCAGCAAUUCGUUAACGAGCUUAAUCGCGAAGUUUCAACCGCUAAAGACGAGGCUAGGAGGCUCCGUAAGAGCUUGACAAGUAGGGAGGUUGAGGCUACAGAAUGGAAAGAGAGGCUUAUGGAGCUAGAGAACAAUCUCCGGGAGGCUUUGGGCGACCUGAAUGGAACCAGGUCUAGCCUUCUGAAGUCCAUCGCCAAGCUCCAAAGAGAGCUCGAAAACACGGUCCGGGAGCUUGACGCUGCGAAGAAUUCUAUGCUGGAAAAGGAUCGCAUAAUUAAGCAGCGUGAUGCCCUUCUCGAGUCUCACGGACUCGAAUCCCGGAGGCUAGGCGAGAUGCUCGAUAAGGAGCGGCAAGCUCACCGCAAUACAAAAAAUCAAUUCGAAACAUUUCAGCGCACGCACCAGCACGUAUCACGGACCGUCACCAGCCAGGAUUCACGUAUCUUAGAGCUCGAGACCAACCGUGCAGCAGACAAGAAGAAGAUAGCGCAGCUCGAAGUUUCGUUUAAGGAACAGUUAAACGAGCGUAAUAAUCUACUGCUGGUCUUGUGGACGCGCCUUUCAGCGCUCUGUGGUACCGAUUGGGCCCAUAAUAAUAGCCUCAUCAACGGACGCGCCUUACCCUCACUAGAGUCUAUAUCUACGAUGCUCCAUGGCUUUGCUAAGAACCUAAUGAGCGCCGUUAAGACCAUCGAGGGCAUAGUAGGCAAUUUCCAAUCUCGCAUAAAAUCGGUCGAGCGUGAGCUAUGGAAAGAAUACCAGUCUCUUGAAAGCAACCUCGACGCUAAGUCUAAGAAACUUGAACGUCUCGAGACCAUCGUUCGCACCGGAAUUGCAGCCGGCCACUUCGAUGCGCAUGCUAAAAUAUCUCAGCUAGAGACUGCAUACCGGGCCCUCAAAAUCGAGAACGCUACUUUACAGCGUGCUAACGACGCGCGCACUCGCGGAGCCGGUUGGACGGGGCCUAAGAAGACCAGUAGCAAGAGCUCGCGCGAGGACCUGAUUGAUAGAGGUAGCCCUUCACCGACUGUUCCGACUGGGCCGCAUCACCGAGAAUCAAAACUCCCGCGCAGCAAGACAACUCACUUAGAAACGCCCAGCUCGAGCACUAAGAGCGGACCGGGCAGCAUGUCUCGGAGCGCCUCUACUAUGGGUGCGUCCGAUAUAGAGCGGCUAGGUACUUCUAACGGCGAUAGCUCUUCUGGAAAGAACGGCGACGACAACCGGUGGAUGUUCAGGCUGCGGGAGCUUGAGUAUAAGCUCAAGAUGGAAAGAGAAGCCAGACAUAUGGACCGAGCGUCGGCCAGACAGAGAAUACAGGAUAGCGAGCGACAGAAUAAUGAGCUUGCUGCCGAAUUAGUACGAGCGAAGAGGAGAGGUAACGGAGAGUAG